GAUCUCGACUAGUAUUUGAAGAUGACCGCUUCCGACACGUUAUCAUUUUUGUUUCUACUCUAUCCAAUCCACACCCACUGACUCGUCAGACUACGGGUACCAGUUUACCGAAGACCAAAUAAUAAAACGGAGUCCAUAAAUACAAGAAAGAUAAGGAUGAUGGUCAUAAUAUACCUUCAGCCAAUAAUAAUUUCUCUCCACAAAAUGAAUAAUCGCUUUAUCACUCAUUUUCUUCUAUAUUUUCUGAUGUUCUUUCUUAUUCCUUGCAGUAGCAUUAGUUCCUCUCCAAGUAAUAAUACUAAAAUUGGUGAUGGAAGAACUUCAAAUUCAUCUUCAGUUUCUUAUUCUUGUGGAGACUUGCACAACAUCCGGUGCCCUUUCACCUUCGAGGAUGGUUUUCCAAACUGUCCGAAUUAUACGGAAGAGAGACAACUCUCUUGCGUAAACAAAAGAACUAUAUGGAAUAUUUCUUCAAAAUCUUUUUACGUCAGCGAUAUAAAUUAUGAUUAUAGUGAAUAUUAUCCUGUAAAGAUCCGUCUAAUUGAUCCAGGUCUUGACAAAGAUAACUGUUCUUCGAUGCCUCAACAUUCAGUAGAUUCUAAUCGGGGUAUACGGACAGGAGUUUAUUAUUAUGAUUAUUAUAUACCAGGACGAUCCAGCAGUAUGCAUUCCAAGAACAAGGCGGUAGUUUACAUGAGUUGUCUAACGAAUAUGAGCGACUUACCACACUACUUAGACGCUUCACCUUGUGUUAAGGCUUCUUCCUUUAACAUGUCAACAUAUGUCGUCGUGGAUCCACACUUCUCCGAUUUCAACGAAUCAUGUAAGCGGUUUCUUACGUCUUGGAUGUAUACUGAUAAAGAUGCCUUUGAUUCUUAUUCAGAUGUUCAUAGCGAAAUGAUGAAAGGCUUCGUGGUCUAUUGGUACACCAGGAAUAUAACAUCAGUUUGGCCGGAUAUUGUUCGUGAAAUCUUGUAUGGUAGAGGCAGGUUUCCUUUCCAAAUAUUCGUCAUGGCAGGGACGGUCUGGAUUGGAAGAUUUAUAUUUAUGGUACCAUUCGUAAUUCCAGUCUUGAUUUAUACACUUAGAAGAAGAAACCAAGCCAUGAAUGCAAGUAUCGAAGACUUCUUAGAUGUCUAUGGACACCAGAUGCCUAUAAGAUACUCCUAUAAUGAUGUUAAGAAAAUGACUAACAAUUUCAAGGAAAAACUAGGCCAAGGAGGUUUUGGAUCUGUGUACAAAGGAUCUCUUCGUAGUAACCGAGUUGUUGCAAUUAAGGUUCUUAGCUCAACAAAAGGAGACGGCCAAGAUUUCAUUAAUGAAGUAGCUACUAUGGGAAAGAUACAUCAUGUAAAUGUGGUGCAACUUAUUGGAUUUGUAGCGGAGCGUUCGAAACAAGCUCUUGUGUAUGAAUUCAUGCCGAAUGGAUCUCUUGAGAAAUUUUUAUUCCCUUGUGAAAAAGGAAAACUUGUUAAGCUUCUAAGUUGGGAAAAUACUUAUAGAAUUGCAUUAGGAAUAGCUCGUGGGGUUGAAUAUUUACACCAAGGUUGUGGUAUGCGAAUACUGCAUUUCGACAUUAAACCUCAUAAUAUUUUACUUGAUCAGAAUUAUAACCCCAAAGUUUCAGACUUUGGGUUAGCAAGGUCGUACUCGAUGAACGCUAGUAUCAUUUCAGUAACACAUGGGGCUAGGGGGACUAUAGGAUAUAUGGCUCCAGAAUUAUUUUAUAGAAGCAUCGGAGGCGUCUCUUACAAAUCAGAUGUGUACAGUUUCGGGAUGUUGCUAAUGGAAAUGGUAGGAAGAAGGAAAAAUUUGAACGCGUCAGCUGAGAAUGCAAGCCAGAUAUAUUUUCCAUCAUGGAUUUACAAACAGUUGAACCAGGGAGAAGAUAUCGAAAUGGAAGAUGCUAGUCAAGAAGAAAAUGUAAUAGCAAAGAAAAUACUCAUAGUCGCUUUAUGGUGCAUCCAGCUAAAACCAAUUGAUCGUCCGUCCAUGACUAAAGUCGUAGAAAUGUUAGAAGGUGAGUUGGGACUAUUGCAAAUCCCAGACAAACCGUUUUCAAUUGCUGAUUGUGACGAAGAUGAGCAUGUCAAGUUAAAUUCACUUGUAUAAAGUAGGAACAGUUGAAGUCUUAUUAACAUUUGAAAUCCCUGUAUUAAAUUACUACUUUGUAUAACAUUAAACUUGAUAAAUAA
Molecule: messenger RNA, 2195 nt
Organism: Papaver somniferum (opium poppy)
Lineage: Eukaryota; Viridiplantae; Streptophyta; Magnoliopsida; Ranunculales; Papaveraceae
Product: rust resistance kinase Lr10-like
Exons: 4
Coding region: 157-2112 (651 amino acids)
Biological process (GO): protein phosphorylation
Molecular function (GO): polysaccharide binding; protein kinase activity; ATP binding
Source: RefSeq, a predicted model, not a curated record